AUGUCUCUGCGCAUGUCAAUGUCAAAAUUGCUCAAAAAACUUCGCUUUCCUGCUUCUCUCACUUUCUCCGCCUCUACAGUUACCAAAAAUCCACUGCCCAUUUCGUUUUCCGGAAAGGGGGUUUCCCACUGGUAUCAAACUGGUGCAUAUGGUUGGAGAACAAAUCUUAGGGAUCCUUGUUUGUGGAUUGUUAUAUCUGGACAUGUAGUUGCAACACUUGGAAUUAGUGCCAACGUUGCGUUUGCUGAGGACGUAAUGUCCAAAACAUCUUAUGAUGAUAGUACUGGUGGAUUAAAAAAAAUUGAGGAUGGUUCGGUGGCGUCAAAUAUACAUACAGCAAAAUGGAGAGUUUUUACCGAUAAAGGAAGAGAGUUUUUCCUAGAGGGAAAUUUUGAAGAUGCUGAAAGACUCUUUCUUGCUGCCAUACAAGAAGCUAAAGAAGGUUUUGGCGAGCAAGAUCCGCAUGUUGCGUCUGCAUGCAACAAUCUGGCAGAGAUGUACAGAGUCAAGAAAGCAUUUGACAAAGCAGAACCACUGUAUGUGGAAGCUAUCAAGAUCCUAGAAGAAUCGUUUGGUCCUGAUGAUGUAAGGGUUGCGGUUGCUGUUCACAACCUAGGGCAGUUCUACCUUGGACAGCGAAUGUUGGAUAAAGCUCAAGUUAGCUAUGAGAUAAAACAGCGUGUUUUGGGAUAUGGCCAUUCAGAAUGUUCUGAUACGAUGUAUCAAAUUGGCAUGGUGCUGUAUCUUCAAGGAAAAGAAAAGGAGGCUGAGACCAUUAUUAAGGACUCAAUAAGCAUGCUAGAGAAAAGUGCCGAAGGGGAGUCAGUUGUAUGCAUUAAAAGACUUCGUUUCCUCUCACAGUUGUAUUUGAAAUCACAUCGUCUUGAUGAAGCUGAGAUGGUCCAGAGAAAGAUCCUGAAUAGAAUGGAAUUGUCAAAGGGGUGGAAUUCUUUGGACACAGUUAUUGCAGCUGAAUCUUUGGCCUUGACACUACAAGCAUCUUCCGAAACAAAACAGUCCAAAGAGCUUCUUGAAAGAUGUCUUGACGUCCGGAAAACCUUACUUCAUAGCGAUCAUAUUCAGAUUGGUGCGAACCUACUUCAUCUAGCAAGAGUGGCAAUGCUUGAUUGCAGCCUACACAAAAAAUCGGAUGUUUCUAAAGCUAAAGCUGAGCUUGAUAUAGCAAAGGAUCAUUUGCAUAAUUCCAUAAGGAUCGCGCGACAAUGUUUAGAUAAGGUAUUGAAACAAAAAGACAAGUUGAAGAAAAACAGUAUGCUUGUACGUUCUAGAAAGGAAGCCCAAGCAACACUUGUCAUAUUGUUGCAAUCACUCAACACUCUAUCAUCGGUGGAGUUGGCUAAGCAAGAAUUGCAGCAGAUUCAGGAAGUGGAAAUUAACCUUAAGGCUAAAGAGGCACUUCUACAAUGCAUUGCUGCUUACAACGAGUUUGUUGUACAUAAGAAGUCCAUUGGUGAUUCACCUGAAAUAAAGAAUGAGUAUCUUUCAUGUUUGAAGCGUGCACAAACCUUGCUUGGCAAGAAACUUGAUGGAGAGGGUAUUCAUAAGCUGAGUCAAACAUCAUGA
Lathyrus sativus (Indian pea) is the source of this 1584-nucleotide messenger RNA. The record is from the annotation of a GenBank genome assembly. NCBI's taxonomy places the organism in Eukaryota, Viridiplantae, Streptophyta, Magnoliopsida, Fabales, Fabaceae.